Messenger RNA from Acanthosepion pharaonis, 585 nucleotides. Lineage: Eukaryota; Metazoa; Mollusca; Cephalopoda; Sepiida; Sepiidae. The record is from the annotation of a GenBank genome assembly.
AUGAUCAGUGCCAGCAAGGAACCAAAACAAGGCCUUAAAUGUGCAGAUAGCAAACCAGUUAUAGGAAGCUUAUGCUGCCAACUUUCUUCCUUUAGUUGGACCAUUCCUUCCGACAGAACAAAGCUUCAUCCUUUCUCAUUUUUCUAUUGGUUUAAACAAAAAAAGAAAAAUCGCAAGUUGCAAGAAGAAACAUUUAGUGAUGAUGAUGAAGAUGAUUUUGAAAAUGGAGAAUUUGAAGAAGAAACUGAUUUACCUUUGAACUACAAACAACUGACAGUUCAUAUGAAAUCUCCUCGUGCAGAUGCACUUCUCAGUACUGGUCUCAACCUCUCAAGAGUAAAAAUUGAUUCCAUGUUCUAUGCUGGUAAACUGCUUCACAACGACAAACCAUUAACCAAGAAAAGUAAAAAUGUGAAUGAAGGAGACAAUGUGGACUUAAUAAUGGAAGACAGUGAAAUUGUCAAAGUGAAAAGAGUGAAGGUGUUGAAGAUUUCAUCAGAAAAAACCCAGACAGAUAAAAUUUGUGUUAUUCUUCGAGUAUGGCGGUCACCAUUUUCUCUUGAAUCUCUUCAUGAAGAAUCAUAA